GCCCGCUCCGCCGCCAUCUCGCGGCCCGGCCCCCGCCCCGCCCGCUACAUUUCCCGGGAUCCCAGAGCCCGGCACCGCUCCGCAGGCACGGGAAGGACGGGACCGGCACCGCAGGUCCAUCUCACCAUAUAGUGCCAAAGGAAAGAGGAUGGAAGCAGGAAACACUGCCAAGGAAAGAGUCCUCAUUACUGGCGGAGGGGGUUAUUUUGGCUUCCGUUUAGGUUGUGCCAUAUAUCAAAAGGGAGUUGAUGUGAUUCUCUUUGAUGUCGUGAAACCACUUCAAGCCGUGCCAGAGGGAAUAAAGUUCAUGCAGGGGGAUAUCUGUUGCCUCUCUGAAGUGGAAGAUGCUCUCAGAGAUGUAAUCUGCGUAUUCCAUAUCGCUUCCUAUGGAAUGUCUGGCAGGGAGCAGCUGAACCGAAAACUUAUAGAAGAUGUUAAUGUGAAAGGAACAGAAAAUGUCAUCCAAGCCUGCAAGAGCACAGGAGUGUCGAGUCUGGUUUAUACAAGCACAUACAACGUGAUAUUUGGAGGGCAGAUUAUAGAAAAUGGGGACGAAUCUCUGCCUUACCUACCUCUUCACCUCCAUCCCGAUCACUACUCCCGAACCAAAUCUCUAGCUGAAAUGAAGGUGCUGGAGGCAAAUGGGGCUGAGCUUGGAAAUGGGAAAGGUGUAUUAAGGACUUGUGCUCUGCGACCAGCAGGCAUCUACGGGCCUGGAGAACAGAGACACCUUCCAAGAAUAGUCAGUUAUAUUGAAAGGGGACUGUUUAAAUUUGUCUAUGGAGAUCCUCUUAGUUUGGUAGAAUUUGUACAUGUAGACAACCUGGUUCAGGCUCAUAUCCUUGCCUUUGAGGCCCUCAAAGCCAAAAAGCAGCACGUUGCUGCAGGCCAAGCUUAUUUUAUUUCAGAUGGCAGGCCUGUAAAUAACUUUGAAUUUUUCCGACCCUUAGUGGAAGGUUUGGGUUACAAGUUCCCAACCUGUCGCCUCCCUCUCUCCCUUGUCUAUUUUUUUGCAUUCCUUACUGAAGUAGUUCAUUUUCUUGUAGGGCACAUUUAUAAUUUUCAGCCCCUCCUGACUCGCACAGAGGUUUACAAAACUGGUGUCACUCAUUAUUUUAGUAUGGAGAAGGCCAGGAAGGAGCUGGGGUAUGAGCCUCAGCAGUACAGUCUGAACGAAGUGGUGGAAUGGUUUAGAUCCCAGGGAUGUGGACGAAAGCCAAGAAAUUAUACCAUUAUGCAGCUUGUUAGGGAUGGAGGACUGCUUUUCCUGCUGAUUGCUGUGAUGGUCUCGUGGUUUCCAUCUGCAGUUACAGUUUCACUCUAAAAGAUGAAAUGCUGAGGACAGAAUUUAGUUACGUUCUCUGUGUACUCUUGAUUUUGACAGACAGGUAAUAAAGAUUUUUUUUUAAAAUAGAUAUUUGUGUGAUUCGGGUAAAUAUCUUUAAACAGUUCUAUCCCCAAGGAAUGGAACUGUUGAGUAAAGAGGUGUCAUUUUUAUAUAUAGUUUCUCUUCAAAGUAAAACUGAUCAGAUCACUAACAAGAUGAAGCUCAGUAUUACUGCAAACAGCAUUUUAUUCUCAGGUACAACAGCACACUACAGUGAAUGGAACAAAUGUCCUUAGGCUGGCUCUUCUUCCUCCCUGAUGGGAUUAUACUCUUGAUUCCUGCCCUUUAUUCCUAAAGAGUUUGUGCUACAUGAUCCAGAGGAGAAUAAACUUAUUCUUUGAUCACAUUCCAAAACCCAGUUCUGCUUUCCAGCUUGGCUGUAUAUAUGCCUAACCAAGAUUAACUGAUAAACUGCUAGACAAUAAACAAAUGUGGUUUCUUUA
Messenger RNA from Chiroxiphia lanceolata (lance-tailed manakin), 1830 nucleotides. It is a transcript of the gene SDR42E1, whose product is annotated as short chain dehydrogenase/reductase family 42E, member 1. The record is from RefSeq and is a predicted model, not a curated record. NCBI's taxonomy places the organism in Eukaryota, Metazoa, Chordata, Aves, Passeriformes, Pipridae. The transcript has 3 exons. Bases 149 to 1324 code for a protein of 391 amino acids. Gene Ontology annotation, biological process: steroid biosynthetic process. Gene Ontology annotation, molecular function: 3-beta-hydroxy-Delta5-steroid dehydrogenase (NAD+) activity.